AUGGAACCGUCGAGCUCACGUUGUGAAACGCCGCCACCAAGCUAUGAAGAAUGCACUCGAUCAAGGCCAACUACCCCACACAGUCAAAUCUAUAUUCAAGAUGGGGAUAAAUUGAUUCUGAUACCGACGAGUAACAGUGGAAUCAUCUAUUCAAGACCGGGCACACCUCAACAUGGCUAUCAAAAUCAAGACCAACCAGUCACAAUUUUCGUUUCUCCACCAGCUGAAGAACCUCGUCAAACAACUCAUCAAAUCUCAGAAGACAGAGAUGAUGCCGAUGCUCAGGACAUGUCUUUGAGAUGCCUGCAAAAGACCGCAUUUUGUUUAUUCUUCACAUUCUUCGUCGUUUUCAUCGUGUUGUUGCGGGCUAGAAAAUUUAGGAAGCUGAGCGACAGUGCCUUAUGUGGAUGCGAGCUUGCGGUUGGGCAAUCGGGC
Molecule: messenger RNA, 435 nt
Organism: Mesorhabditis belari
Lineage: Eukaryota; Metazoa; Nematoda; Chromadorea; Rhabditida; Rhabditidae
Source: the annotation of a GenBank genome assembly